CUCUGGCAGUUGUGUGAGAACUUUUAGACGAAUCAGAAGAGAAUCUGUAAGACGCAAUGGAAAUUUUUCAUUAAUUUACGUGUAAUCAAAUUAAAAACGAGUUCAAAUCAAAUCAAAUAGAUCAUGAAAAUAUUGUUUUGCUUUAUCUUGCUAGUGUUGUUUAUACAGUCGGUGUUUUGUGAGAAGCUUCCUGCCACGUGCGGUCAAACAAACUGUCCCCACUACCAUCGACCCGUUUGCGCAACAAAUGGCAGAAUUAGAAGGACGUUUCAUAACCAGUGCGCUGUGAGAACAUUUAAUGAAUGUUCGAGCGACGAGAAAUACAACAUCAUACGAAAGGGGCAGUGCUAGAAUGGCAUUUAUACUUAAUUCAGGACAAAACAAUUUUCGACUGUUAGCAGACAUAAUGCGCAAACUUUUUAAAUAAAUGUCGAAGUUACCUAAUUAACCAACACCAUAUCAUGACUGCUUAUCAAUUCUUUAAACUCGCUUGUAUUUAAAUAUCAAAUAUUGUAUAAUAAACUUCUUAUAUAUCACGCACAUUAUUGCAUAGUAAG
Molecule: messenger RNA, 557 nt
Organism: Clunio marinus
Lineage: Eukaryota; Metazoa; Arthropoda; Insecta; Diptera; Chironomidae
Source: the annotation of a GenBank genome assembly